Molecule: messenger RNA, 825 nt
Organism: Serinus canaria (Common canary)
Lineage: Eukaryota; Metazoa; Chordata; Aves; Passeriformes; Fringillidae
Product: erythroblast NAD(P)(+)--arginine ADP-ribosyltransferase-like
Molecular function (GO): NAD+-protein-arginine ADP-ribosyltransferase activity; NAD+ poly-ADP-ribosyltransferase activity
Source: RefSeq, a predicted model, not a curated record
AUGGCCCCCCUGGCCCAGACCCUGGCACUGCUGGCACUGGCCAUGGCCACCAUGGCUGUCGAUGUGAUCCCCCUGGACAUGGCCCAGGACUCCUUUGAUGACCAGUACCGUGGCUGUGGCCCUGCCAUGAAGGCGGCACUGCUGGCCCUCAACACCUCCGAGUUCAAGCAGAACAAGAAGUUUGCUGAGGUUUGGGUAAAAGCUGAGGAGUGGCAGAGUUGGGGUCCCCCUGAGUCCCCUCUGUCCCCAGACCAGGCCACCGCCAUCAUGGCCUUCACAAUGACUGACCCCAGUCUAUUCAAUGAUGCCGUGCGCGUGGUCGGGCGCUCCCGCCAGGAAUACCGGGACAACUUCCACUUCAAAACGCUGCAUUUCCUGCUGACCCAGGCCCUGGAGACGCUGAGGGAUGCUCUGAAAGGGCAGUGUCAGGACGUGUUCCUGAAGGUGUGUGACACCCGGUUCGAGGCACAGCUUGGUGACACCGUCCGGUUUGGUCUCUUCAUGCCAAUGUUCCCGAGGAAACCAAUUGGCGAGUGCUCCGGUGACACAAUGCUCGAGCUGCACACGUGCCAUGGUGUGGAAAUCCAGUUUUUCACCGAACAUCCGGAAGAGAGAGUGGUGCUGAUCCCACCCUUCGAGACCUUCAAGGUCACACAAUACACCCGGGAAGGGGACAAGACACAGAUCCAGCUCCGCUCCACCGGGACCUUCAGCAAAUACAACUGCGAGUGGCUGCGAGGUUCGAGUGUCCCCAGGGCUCCUUUCCACCUCGGAGGACUCCUCCAGGCCACCACAGCCUUGGCAGUGGCCACCAGGCUCCUCUGA